CUCGUGGAUGGUUUCUUCUGGUCGAGCUCCUAUACCGUGCAGGUGCGCACCUGCUUCUCGGCCCCGCAGGAGCGACGGGGGCGGGCGAGCGGCUGGCCCGGAGCAGGGCCGCGGCGCGGACACCGGCCGCUCGGGCCGGGGAGGCCACCAGGCCGCCGCGGAGAGGGCGCGCCCCGGGGUCGGCAGGGCGAGCACCAUUGUCAGCAGCGACUACGACUCCCGCGCCGGCAGCUACUCCCAGGUCGCAUCCAGCCGCACGCACGGUACCGGCGGCGGGCGCAGGAGCACCCUGGGCGGCAGCCGCAGGUACACCACGAGCAGCUUCGCCACGAACACCCUGGACGGCAGCCGCAGGUACACUCGGAGCAGCUACGGCGACAGCCCCUACAGCGACGACGGGGGCCACGGGCGCAGACACACCAGGAGCAGCAGCGCUCUCGGCUCGGACCCGGGCAGGCGCAGGUACACCGCGAGGACCAGCCUCACCGAGAGCGUGUGGACGGACGACAGCCGCGGCUACGGCAGACCUGGACCGCGCAGGUCGACGAGGGGCAGCAGCUUCUACAACUACUCCGACGGCUACGACAGCUGGUCGGACAGGGCCCACGACAUCCCGAGGGACCACGCGGGGAGAAGCGCUGCCUCGUCCAGGAGUUGGACGGGGAGCUCCCGAAGCACAUCGCGCAGCCAGGGCGCCGCGGCGGUGCUGGAGAGGCGGGAGUGGGCGCAGCGCGGCGCGGCGGGCCCACCGGCGGCGGGCUCGGCCCGCAGCCGCGGCACGGGCUCUGCCCGGAAGUCCGCCCAAAGCCGCGGCACGGACUCCGCCCGCAGCGCCAAGGAGAAGGCUCAGCGCGGCGUUGUCCAAGCCCACCGGAGCGCGGCAGCGAAGAGGGCCUCGGCGUCUUCGAGCAGCAGCAGCAGCAGCAGCAGCAGCGACAGCAGCAGCAGCAGCAGCGACAGCGACAGCGACUCAAGCUCGUCGUCCUCGUCCGACUCCAAGCCGUCCAAGCCCGCGGCCAGGCCUGCGGCCAAGCCUGCCGCUAAACCUGCGGACGGCAGCGCAGCUUAGAGGAGCGCCCCCCUCCCACCCGACGGCGCAGAUGCAGCGGCAGCAGCGGCGCCUGCCCGCCACAGCGCGGGCUCCGCGGGCGACUCCUGAGCGGCCCUCUCCCCCGCACAGCUCGAGCCCCCGCGCAGCUCUGGUGCGCCGGCAGCCCCUGCUGAGCGCCAGCCGGCAGCGUCCGCCCCUCUCUGGCCCCGGGCAGGGAAACCUUCGCGCUCCGCUCCACGGCACCGCCGUGGGCAGCGCACGGACGGGCGCCUUUAGGAACGCGCCGAAAGUGGCAUUGUUGGGCCUCUUUAUCUGGGCUCAGGUCGGGCCAGCCCCUCUACAGGAGGAAUAGCCAAAAAUAGUCAAAACAAAUCACGAUUAUCCAAAGCGGCAUUUCUUGGUGCAUCUGUCGUGCACUGCAGCGCUGCUCUCGCGACGGGAGGCGCUGGGCGCGCGCUGGGUCGCCGCCCGCCCCCGGAAAUUUGCAGAGCUCGCGGCGGGGCGUGGAGCGGCAGCCCCUGCCUGCGGCCGCUCCCCGGCCCAGGCUUGGCAUCGCUCGGACGUGUGCGUUUUUUUCCUUCGGC
Molecule: messenger RNA, 1635 nt
Organism: Prorocentrum cordatum
Lineage: Eukaryota; Dinophyceae; Prorocentrales; Prorocentraceae
Source: the annotation of a GenBank genome assembly